AUGCCAGCCCCGCGCCCGGUAACCCAGCUCUCAUCCUACUCUGACGCCUCAAGCUCCUACUGGCCGCCAGGAUGGAACAUCCACCGGUUCCUCCACGCCACGGUAGACGACAACGAGGCCCUGCCUGAUGACGAGCGGGCCAAGAUGCAGGCUGGAUUCCGGAAUGUCCUUGGCGAAGACGGCGUCCAUGAACUGGCCCGUCUCGUCUGGCAGGAGCAGCAGCGCCUCGAACAAGAAGCGUCUUCGUCCCCUCGACCGACGCUCCCGACGCCUGAUUGGCUCAAGGCGUGGAAGAGACACUACCGAGGGCAGCCGUGGGGGUUUGUCGCUUUCCGUACUGGGGGAACGAACCUGGACUACAAGGAGUUUCGGAGUCGCAUCAAGAGGAUAGUUGAACUUCCGUUUGACGCGGCCGUGGAACGAGGCCAUUCGGCGGACGAAAUCGCCGAGGCUCGCAGCACGUUUGGGAUCCGAUGGGUUGACGUAGGAGACGACAGAUCAAGAGACAGGGCGGAGGGAGAUCUUGAUCACCCAAAUGUUACUGACCCUGUUGAGAGACUACGAGCAGAAUAUCGUGCCUUGCGGGAGUCGGACGGCUUUCCACCAGGCCUUCAGCUGCCGUUGUUUCUUUGUGCCUCGGCGGAUGCGAUAGCGUCAGUACUUCGGAUACCACCCUCUUCACAACCAGGAACAGAUAGUCCACGCUGGCGGCCUGGGGCACCAUUUCUUCUGGUCGUGACGGCAGAGGAUGAACAGGGGCCAGUCGACGACGAGGCCAGCGAGUCGGGUGUUGGCAGGGAGAAGGAUUGGUUCAAACCGGUUUUCAAAGCCGCCGCGGAAGUGCUUGUAGAGGAAUUGUGGGGGGUAGCAGAGCGGCAAAUUACCUCGAUGAGGAACUUGACUAGGUUUGUUCGGGGGACUACAAUCUUAGAUAGUCCGUCGCUGGAGGACGAGGAUAAUGAUAUCCUACAAAGGGACGAGGAAGCCGGUGGUAGCGACGAUGGACUGGAUGAUAUAUGGUGGUCAGCGCAUGCACCACCUCAUCGUAUGAGACAGAGGAGAAGAAUUUUUGUCAGCGAUCCCUAG
Clonostachys rhizophaga is the source of this 1086-nucleotide messenger RNA. The record is from the annotation of a GenBank genome assembly. Lineage: Eukaryota; Fungi; Ascomycota; Sordariomycetes; Hypocreales; Bionectriaceae.